AGCUGGUGCCAAAUGCCGAGAGUGAAACAGUUAAGCUUCUCCAACAGACUGCCGCUCAUCGCUGUGCGUCUGGUGCUCUCUCGCGUAAUACUCGAGAGUGAACACCCCAGAGUCUGAUCGCGUAGACUCGGGACUUUCUGCUGUUCAAAAGAGAUCGUCGUUACUUUUUAAUUAGUUGAAGAGAGGCUUUACAAAAUCAUCUGAGAGCUGAGGGAAUUGCUGAAGAAACGGUAAAAGUGUAGAGAUUUACGCCUGUGUUGUGUUACAUAUGGCUUUGGGACCAUGGCCUCUGUGCUAAACUUGGAUGUUUUGGUUCUGACAAUAAUGGUGUUUAGCACCAUUAAAGUCACAGAAGCAUCAGACUGUGCUGAUAUAUCAGUUCAGUCAUCUGUGGUUGUCUUGGGAUCGCCGCUGAGAGCUUCCUGCGUUGCCAAAGAUAAUUGCACUCCGAUUGGAAGGCCGGAUAUCCAAAUGGAAUGGCGCCUGAACAGCAUAGUUAUUCCAGAGAGUCAGUACAUGAACCAAAGUGGCGGAGUUUCCACAGUGCUCCUACCCAAUUUCACCAUCCCCCGAGGAUACCUGUCUUGCUUUCUAAUCCUUGAGGGGCAGCAUCAGGUGGCUGAUGAAGUUGAGAUCAGAGCAGGAUAUCCUCCUUCAAAACCAAGCAACCUGACCUGCAUGACAAAUUUAACCAAGCCACCUACAUUCACUUGCACAUGGAACCCCAGUAGCGAGACGUACCUCCCUACACAGUUUAUUCUGCACACUGUUUCAAGGCCUUUUGAAACUAAAACCUUUGUGCCACCUAUUGGAACCAACUCCUACACUAUUCCCCGCAAGGAUUUUCACCUGUAUAGCAAAAUGGAGAUUUUUGUAACAGCAGUGAAUGCUUUGGGGAAUACUACAUCCGAUUUAUUAUAUCUGGAUCCAAUGGAUGCUGUAAAAUUAGACCCUCCUGUUAUACAGAGUGUCCAAACAGACAAGGUAAAAUACGGCUGUCUGAAAAUUGAAUGGAAAAUAUCUGAUUCCCUCUCUUGGCUUGAAAGAUUCAUUAUUGAACUCCGUUUUAAGACAACGGAGAAUGAGUUAUGGACCACAGACAUGAUAAAUUCAGAGAGCAUGGAGGCAGUCGAACAGUGUGGUUUGCUUCAUGGAACUGAGUAUGAAGUCCAGAUCAGAGUCCGACUGAGUGAAGGAUACUGGAGUGACUGGAGUAACACCAUUAAAGACGUCACUCCUGAAAAGGCUCCCUCAGGAGAACUGGAUACCUGGUGGAAAGUGCUGAACGAGAUGGAGAAUGUGUAUCAGCUAUACUGGAAGCCGGCCAAGCAGUUCAAAGCCAACAGCCAACACGUAUACUACAAGGUCUUUCAAGGACAGCAAAGAAUUGUCUGCAAUACUUCGGAAACCCAGUGUGAUUUCCAGCUGUAUGAAGCCACCAGAAAAGUGUACAUUACAGCUGUGAACUCAGCUGGAGAGUCCAGGCCAACUCUGGUCAAUCUGAACCUCAACAGAGCUCUGGACCCUGUGUUGAGCAUGAGUGUUUCAUCUUAUGAAGACAUUGGGUUCUGGGUUCAGUGGGCUCAUCCAGAAUCGUCACUUCCAACGGAUUUUGUGAUCGAAUGGUGUGCAGUGUCUGGCAAGGACACUACCUGUUCAAUCUCUUUCAAAGUGGUGGCCAGUAAUUAUUCGGAAACCAUCAUCUCUGAAAACAUUGAACCCUACAGACCGUACAACAUAUCUGUUUAUCCCAGAUACAAACGUGGAAUUGGAUGUCCAAUUGCUAUGGAAGGAUAUUCAAAGCAGAAGGCUCCAUCAAGAGCUCCAAAAAUGGAAGUCAGGCAAGUCAGAGACACUCAGGCUGAACUGACAUGGGAUGAAAUUCCAGUGGAUGAGCGAAAUGGAAUCAUUAGGAACUACACCAUUUUCUACCUGGAUGAGAGCAACAAGAUCAAAAGUGUGACUGUCCAGACCCCACAAAGUCAACUGAUUCUCGAUAACCUAAAGCCUUCAUCAUCGUACAGAGUAUUCAUAAUGGCUAGCAAUGAUGCAGGAAGUAUAAAUGGAACAAUCAUAGCUAUCAGUAUGAGAAAAAUAGAUUCCUGGAGUAUUUUGUCCACAGUUGUCCCUGCUUGUGUCGGUCUAGCUGUUUUCAUACUGAUUACUUUAUCUGCUUGUUUUGCAAAGCAAGAGAGACUCAAGCUGCGUUUGUGGCCUGUUGUCCCAGAUCCUGCCAAUAGCAGCAUUCAGAAAUGGACGCAGAAUGAAGCUUUGAAGGAUAAACGCCAUUUCCAGGACUUGCAGGAUCCAUCGCCUGUCAACAUUUCCAGGUUUAGCAUCUUAGAUGUUUCUGAUGAUGUGACAGAAAAAGGGACUCAAAAAGCUGGCCUCAAACCUGAAGAUGAAUGUUGGCAGCCCUACAGCUACACUGGAGACCUAGGAAUGCCCAUCUGUAGCUCUUCCCACAUAGAAAAGGACUGCGACCACCUGCAGCACAAAGACUACCAGAACUAUAUGGGAGAGCCUUAUGCCACUGUCAUUUUCAGUGAAUACAGAAGCCAGCAGGGCACGACACCCGUCUACCUCAGAUCUGAUUCUACUCAGCCCCUUCUCCAGGACCUGUCCCCCAGCCCUAAGCAGUAUGAGAAUCUGUGGUUCAGCAGUGCCAAAGAGGAAGAGGUCGUCUUUCUAAGUAACCAUGGAGACGAACAAGAGGAGAGAGUCUGCAGUGCAUCUUGGGAUGACUUCCCCCUCCUCAGUCGGCUGAUGAUAAAGGAAGCUAGCAGCCAGGAGGUUUCCUAAUUUUAAGAAAAACAAGGGGCCUGUAUGCACAAACCAACCCCCCCUCUUAAGGGGACAUUGAGGCUGUUUUAGAAGUAUGGCAUGCUUCAUAAGAGGCAUGAAACUGCUACGGUUGGUCCGCAUUUCCCUAGACCUUGUAUGAACAGCAGGUGAUUGAACUGGGACCACUGAUUCCCAGAUCAUUUGUGGAUAAAAUAGUCAAAACAACCAAGGCUCAAGCUGGAAUGAAACAGACUGAGAAGAAUAUUUGAAUUCACUUCAAGGACUUCAUUGUACAGUUUAGGGCUAUUGUUCAAGCAGGUGCUUAUAGAAAUUAUACAAAAGUUAAAUAAUUUGCAGCAUCUACUUUAUUGAAAUUAAACAGGGAUAAUUUUAUUUUCCUAUUCUGUUUACAUACUUUUUGUUUACGGUAUUACCAGUCCAAACAAUAAGAAAUUUAAUUGCCCUUAAUUAGUAAUUGGGGAAAAUCAAAUUGCGCUAAAUGCUAAGAUAUGUUGCCUGAGAUACAGAGACUGGUCUUGGGACAAAAAAACUCAUACUUUUACAUGUUUAAUAAGGUUUUGUAUUGAUUUCAUUUUCUGAUGUGUUAUGAUUUACAUUUUCUAAUGUUGUCUAUGAAUGUAUUACUUCUGGAGUUCUUACAAAACACACAAUAAUAUUAUUCUAUUAAUUUUAGUCAGUUUAUGUUCAAGGAUAUUUUAUUCAAGAGUGAGAGUUUUUAUUUUCAAAUAUUUUAAUGCAGUUAAUGCAAGGGAAUAAAGUCAUUGAAAUAUGUAUGGUUUCAACAUGUUAUAUUUGUUUGUUUUUGAACUUGCUCUAAGCAGAAUAGCUACUGUGUUUAUCUUUCAUUUUCACUCUCUAGCUCUUACGACAUCAAUGAAAGUGCAAUAUCCGAGCACACUUUAUAACCGUGUACAUUCUCUUUAUUUUCUGUUUGUUAACCUUUUGCUAAAGUCUACUUUAUAUCACCAAAAGCAGAAGCUAGAAUUCCAUUAGAACUUACUUUUUUUCAAUUUGAAACAGUGCUAUUACUUAUAAUCCUUCUUCUUAGAAGAAAAACAUACUGAUAGGGCCAACAAUGGACCAUAUUUAUCAUAAUUUCUGCAGCCUUUUUGCGUCAGUAUACACUGUGGUUUGCUUUUUGCUCAUAAAAAUGUAAGAAAAUGUUUGCUUGUGAAAUACAAAAAGGUGGCACUUGUAUAAUUUGUAACCCUUUUAUUUUAAGGUAUACGGUAGAAAAAUGUGGAAAGGUGAAACCCUUAAUGUAUUCAGAUUCAGUACUCCAGUUUUUUUUUGUUUUUUCCAAUUUAGCUCUAUUGCCUAAUUGAUAUUCACAUAUGCUUAAUUGGAUUUAUUUGCACCAGGUUUACAUCUAUUAAUUUAUUGCUUUGUAACAUACAUAACUUGUGAUUUUUCAAGAUAUAAAUGCCUUGAAGGAUGACUGGAGUGUUUAACCUACAGUAUGUACAUACCUACAUUCUUUUAACUAGAAUGUAAACCAGAUUUUAUUGCCGCAUUUAUAUUUUAAUUACUGUUACAGUUGUUUAACUCUUUUUUUUGUGUUGUUUUUUGUAGAUAUUCUAGCAGUGUUCUAUGUUAUUUUGUCAGAAUACCGAUGAAGGUUAAUGCACUUUUUACAUCCACCAAGUCACUGUUAUACAUUUUCAUUUUCAUGUUCUGUUAUUGCCGUUCAUUUUAUGAAGUUUAUGUUCUGUUUCUGAGCAGAAAAAAUGUUCCAGUUACUUUGUUUUGUUUUUUGAUGGGCGAUAGGCUAAUAAAGCUCACUGAUCUCAUGGA
Molecule: messenger RNA, 4599 nt
Organism: Lepisosteus oculatus (spotted gar)
Lineage: Eukaryota; Metazoa; Chordata; Actinopteri; Semionotiformes; Lepisosteidae
Gene: csf3r
Product: colony stimulating factor 3 receptor
Biological process (GO): cytokine-mediated signaling pathway
Cellular component (GO): signaling receptor complex; external side of plasma membrane; membrane
Molecular function (GO): cytokine receptor activity; cytokine binding
Source: RefSeq, a predicted model, not a curated record